Mauremys reevesii (Reeves's turtle) is the source of this 2528-nucleotide messenger RNA. It is a transcript of the gene STARD10, whose product is annotated as StAR related lipid transfer domain containing 10. Gene Ontology annotation, molecular function: lipid binding. NCBI's taxonomy places the organism in Eukaryota, Metazoa, Chordata, Testudines, Geoemydidae. The record is from RefSeq and is a predicted model, not a curated record. The transcript is spliced from 6 exons. Bases 600 to 1412 code for a protein of 270 amino acids.
CAGAGGCAGAUCCUUAGAGGAGGAAGCAGCCACCCCCCCCCCACCUGCCGCGGUAAUAACACUCACCUGUUCUCCAUUGGUGGCGCACCUGGGCAGGAGGGGCCUGUUUCGAGGCAGCGGUGAGCUGCACAACUGGGCAUUAAACGUUUAGAAGCCAGGGAGACAAGGCAGAAGCCUCCCCCACAGGGAGAAGAGACUCCAUCUACACACCCACUUCUCCAGUGCAGCUCAGUGAUAUUUCAAGGGGUUUUUCCUCCAGCCUGGGCUGAAAUAUUUAUUUUCUUCUGCUUUUUUUGGUUUGUAUGGGAGCUAUUUGGUGAGUCCUCCCCACCAGGAAUCCUUAGGAGAAAGCUUCUGGUUCUCCCUAUAGAGAACUUAAUUUUGAAAUCUGCUUUUCCUGCCUGUUCUGAAACCAUCUCCUCUUCUCCCCCCCCCCCUUUAAAAACAGCUAUUCUGGUUUCAGAAUCUCUUAAUUGGGGCAAAACCACUAUUUCCAUUUUUUUGGAGUGGGGGAGAGACAGACACCGUCAAAGGCCCACAGAGCCUAUUGUUGUUAAGGAAACUUAAAAUUCGAAUUUGUCAGUGUCCCUUCCAAGACUAUGUCCACCCGGGAAAGCGUACAGAUCCCAGACGAUCGGGAUUUUAAUAAUUUCCGGACAGAAUGCAACUCGGACGCAGGCUGGAGUCAAACUUAUAACAAAUCGGGAAUUGUUGUGUGGAUUCAGAUCUUGGAGGUGGAGAGAUCCCUGCAUAAAAUCAAGUGCAGGAUGGAGUGCAAGGACAUCGCCGCGGAGACGCUCUAUGACGUGCUGCACGACAUCGAGUACCGGAAAAAGUGGGACACGAACGUCAUCGAGACCUUCGACAUUGGGAAGCUGACGGUCAACUCGGACGUGGGCUACUACGCCUGGAAGUGCCCCAAGCCCCUGAAGAACAGAGACGUCAUCACCCUGCGCUCCUGGCUGCCCAUGGGGGCCGAUUACAUCAUCAUGAACUACUCGGUCAAACACCCCAAAUACCCUCCAAGGAAAGACCUGGUGAGAGCAGUGUCCAUCCAGACGGGCUACUUGAUCCAGGGGCGAGGAGUCAAGAGCUGCUCCAUCACCUACCUGGCCCAGGUUGACCCCAAAGGUUCUUUGCCCAAGUGGGUGGUGAACAAAUCAUCUCAAUUUCUGGCUCCAAAGGCCAUGAAGAAGAUGUACAAAGCCUGCCUGAAGUACCCUGACUGGAAGCAGAAGCACAACCCUCACUUCAAGCCCUGGCUGUUCCCCGAGCAGAGCACCCUCCCCACCGUGGCGCUCUCGGAGCUCUCCAUCCAGCACGCCGACUCGCUGGAGAACAUCGACGAGAGCAGCCUGUCCGAGACCAAAGACGACAGGGGCGAGGGCAGCGACGAGGACAGCGUCAACUGAGCCGCCCUCGCUCCCCCCUCCUCCCCCCAGCCCCUCACCCCUCUGCACCCGCCCAACCGGGUUUAUUUUGUCUGUGUAUCCAGUGCAGGUCGUGUAACACACUCCCCCACCCCAUCACUCCCCACCCUGGCUAACAGGGCUGCUGUUAGGGCAUUUCUCAAGCAGGCCAGGGGUGGGAGAGGGACUGUCCCGCCCUUGAUGCCAGAAAUCUGGAUUUCCCCAAGGCUGAGCCCUGCUAGUACUUUAGGCCUGGACCCUGAAAGGUAUAACUCCCACUGGGACUUAAGUGUCGAAUACCUUUCAGGGUCAGGGUUCAGUGGGAACACCAGCGCUCUAGCACCGAGCAGGAUGGCUGCCCCGUAGCUUGAGGGGAAGCUUGUCUCUGUCCUGGCUGAGGAGAGCAGGGUGUGGGGGGAAUCCGCGGCACUGCAGAAGUCACCAUGGGCCGAGCGAUGUUCAAAAUCAAUCUCACGGGGGCCUUUGGGAGCGUGAGCCACCUUCCCUGGUCUGCCCGGCACUGUAGGCUGGGCGCUGCCUUCUCAGAGGGCAGGGGCCCUUCAACGGGUGCCAGUGCCGUCAGCGUUCAGGGAGAGUCACUCCCUGCAGGGAGCGGGGAAUGGAGCCUGUGGCGGGAGAGGGUGUCAGGCAUGGUUCCCCCAAGGGAGGAGGGCUUGGGAAACACCUACCCUUUGGUGAACGAAAUGACUGAAGCGGGACUGGCUCUCCUGGAAAGCCGCAUGCUCCCCAUGUCGUUAAAUGGCUGUCGUCUCUGUUUUCUUUGUUCUCCUGUAACGGUUAGAACUGCCUUUUUCUGAUGGGGACCAGUUUACGGACCCAUCUCCCUAGGGGUGUGCCCAGCUACUUUGGGACUCUCCGGAGAGGGUGGGACCCCCUAGGGGCCCUGGGCUCUCCUGUGAGAGGGGACCCAGAGGUCUUGACGUCUGAAUAUUUUCUCUGCGCUAGAAUUAGAGGCCUUGGAUCUGGAUUUUGAAGCCGGUUCCUUGAAAGCACUCCCUGAAAACCCCAUGUUCUGUUUCAUGGGGGGAAAAGGAGAUUUUGUACCUUGUACUGGAGCAGUUUAUUUAGGAAUAAAAUGAAUAAAUCAGGCAAGCAGGA